This is a messenger RNA of Vitis riparia (riverbank grape), 930 nucleotides long. RefSeq names its product ras-related protein RABA2a. Gene Ontology annotation, molecular function: GTPase activity; GTP binding. Bases 106 to 753 code for a protein of 215 amino acids. The transcript is spliced from 2 exons. Gene Ontology annotation, cellular component: endosome. The record is from RefSeq and is a predicted model, not a curated record. NCBI's taxonomy places the organism in Eukaryota, Viridiplantae, Streptophyta, Magnoliopsida, Vitales, Vitaceae.
CAGACUUUCUCUCUCAGGCGAUUUCCUAGGGCUUCUGAGAUUUUCUUUUCUUUUCUCGGGAAGGAAAAGAAAAAAAACAGUAACCAAACCAAACGGGCCAGAUAGAUGGCGAGAAGACCGGACGAGGAGUACGAUUACCUGUUCAAGGUAGUUUUGAUCGGCGAUUCCGGCGUCGGCAAAUCCAACCUCCUCUCCCGAUUCACUCGCAACGAGUUUUGUUUGGAGUCUAAGUCUACUAUCGGCGUUGAAUUCGCCACUCGCACACUUCAGGUCGAGGGACGAACUGUGAAAGCUCAGAUAUGGGACACAGCAGGGCAGGAGCGGUACAGAGCAAUUACCAGUGCCUACUAUAGGGGUGCCCUUGGAGCUCUUCUAGUUUAUGAUGUAACAAAACCAACGACCUUUGAAAAUGUAAGCAGGUGGCUGAAGGAGUUGAGGGACCACGCUGACUCCAACAUUGUCAUCAUGCUAAUUGGAAACAAGACUGAUUUGAAGCAUCUUCGAGCAGUUGCCACAGAGGAUGCACAGGGUUUUGCUGAGAAAGAAGGGCUUUCAUUCAUCGAAACUUCAGCCCUCGAAGCAACCAAUGUUGAGAAGGCCUUCCAGACAAUUCUUGGAGAGAUAUACAGGAUAAUAAGCAAGAAGACCCUUUCUUCUGAUGACCCUGCACCUGCUGGCAUCAAAGAAGGAAAGACCCUUGUAGUCGACGGAUCCGACACCAACACAAAGAAGACUUGCUGCUCUUCAUUCUAAAAAGGUGAUCUUAGUUUACCCUUCUUUUCUUAUCCUCCUUUUUUUUUUUCUCCCAAUUGGGGUGUUAUUGUUUUGAAUCUGCAUUUUUUUUUUUUCAUAUCUACUUCCGAACUAUAUUUCAUGGUUUGUUAUUGGGAUUAUUUUUAAGGCUUUUUAUUUAUUGGCGUGCUUGCAUAA